AUGGGGCCUAAAAGUACACUCAACGAAGAAGAAGAAGGAGUGCUGGUACUAUGGAUAAAGUCAAUGGCUGCAAGAGGAUUUCCUGUCACCACAGCACAGCUCAUAGAGAGUGUUCAGCAUUUGAUUAAAAAGUUGGGUAGGGAAAAUCCUUUUAAAGAAGGUAAGCCUGGUAGGAAGUGGUUGAAACUAUUUAUGCAGAGACAUCCUACAAUCACUAACAGAAUCUCUGAGAAUCUCACGAUGAGCAGAGCAUCUGUUACAAAGCAGUACAUUACAAAAUGGUUCAACGAAGUGGAAAGUUUCUUGAAAGAAAAAUCCUAUUUUGAAAUAUUGAAUGACUCAAAUCGUGUGUUCAAUGGCGAUGAGUCAGCAUUUUUCCUUAAUCCCAAAGGAAAUCGAGUCCUUGCCCCAAAAGGAGCAAAAUCGGUUUAUCUCACAGUCAAUUCAGAUGACAAAGAAUGUCUGACCGUUCUUAUAUCAGUGAGUGCAUCUGGUUUGCUGGCUCCUCCCAUGGUGGUGUUUAAAUAUGAACGUGUCCCAAAUAUUAUUGUUGAAAGUGUGCCUUCUGGUUGGGGUUUGGGGAAAACUGAGAGUGGGUGGAUGACAAGAGCAACGUUCUUCGAAUACAUCACAAAUAUCUUCCACCCAUGGCUCAUCAAAGAACAAAUCACUUUGCCAGUGAUAUUAUUUGUUGAUGGACAUACGUCUCAUUUGACCCUACAGUUAAGUGAAUUCUGUGAGCAAAAUGGGAUCAUUCUUAUUGCUCUUCCUCCAAAUACUACGCAUUUCAUGCAGCCAAUGGAUGUUGCAGUAUUUCGUGGGUUGAAAGAAGCAUGGAAGGUUCAACACUCAUGA
Nilaparvata lugens (brown planthopper) is the source of this 855-nucleotide messenger RNA. RefSeq names its product tigger transposable element-derived protein 1-like. Lineage: Eukaryota; Metazoa; Arthropoda; Insecta; Hemiptera; Delphacidae. Gene Ontology annotation, cellular component: nucleus. Gene Ontology annotation, molecular function: DNA binding. The transcript has a single exon. The coding region runs from base 1 to 855 and encodes 284 amino acids. The record is from RefSeq and is a predicted model, not a curated record.